This is a messenger RNA of Spirometra erinaceieuropaei, 3636 nucleotides long. NCBI's taxonomy places the organism in Eukaryota, Metazoa, Platyhelminthes, Cestoda, Diphyllobothriidea, Diphyllobothriidae. The record is from the annotation of a GenBank genome assembly.
AUGGUGGAUUUUGAAGUUGGAAGUCCAAAUUCUAUAAGCUGGCUCCUCGAACGGUCUAAGCGGUAUGCGAAGUGAACAGACAUAUUCUAUUGCAUUUUGAAAUACUGUGACGUUAGGCAGGCAUCACGCUUUUGGGUCCUUGUAAGUCAGAAUGGAAGCUCCGCCUUUCGUUUGUAUCUUUAACAGUUUUGCUUACCUUACUUGCUAUUGGGCGCAAAUGUGAGACCUAUUCUCUCUAAGCACAUAAAAUCCUAGAGAAUUAUUAUGAGAGCAAAACAAGAUGACUAACUUAUUAGUCCGGAGUAGCCAAUCGUACCUGAGCUCAGAGCUUAGCAGAACCACGUGUGGUGUUCUCCAAUCAGGUCAUGAGAUAUGACAAUGGAUGGUGUAACAGAAGGACUGGAUUUCAAUCUAGGUAGUGAAGGGAAUUUUCAACGUAAUAGUAAUUUGAUUUGUCCGGCAAAAGGUCCUAAGUAUGCUAAGAACCUGACCCAAUGAAAUUUCAGUGGCCUGAGCUAUCAUGUGAAUAUAAAACAGGUGUGCGUUCAAGUCGAUAAGUAUAGGGAAAAGCAUGUUCAGAUUUGCGAGGAAUCAAGGACGGUUGCCGUAAGACCUUCGGACGCAGGUCAAAGAUGCAAUUUUUUGACUAACCGACUAAAUUUGGAAUUACAAUAUUUUCGUAAAUACUGUUUUCAGACGGCCAGUUAGGACAUGCAGGGCAGUGUUGCAUGAGCAAUACGUUGUCGUAUUAAAUGUAAUUCUAACUUCAAACCCCUUUUUCGCGCCAUAAGCGAGUAGUCUUCUUUUUGCACAUAUGCACAUAAACAAGGCAGACAUGCAUGUGUCUGUCGAGACCAGUUUUUACGAUUUGAGGUUUGUUUAUGCAAGAGCCAUAAACCAUUAUUUAUUUUGACGAGGUCUCCGUACUCAUCGUUAACCGGACUUAAAGCGAACCCCGGUGGCUCCGCAGCUUAAAGCAAUAAUGGUUAUUAUAGUUUAACAGUUAGCUAUGGGCUCGUAGAUAUCCUUGACUAACUGCACGCUCGGAUGAUGUAAUGGUUCUCUGAAAUCAGCUCCAUCCUACUAGGUAAGCUUCCGUCUAAGCACCCACACACGUGGGCAUGAAUUAAGAAACUGAAUGCAGACAAAUGUGCCCUACGCGGCAGUUUGACCUUCACCGGCGACGACUUCCAACAUGUGCUCCACGGAGUGGGCCCAGUACUGGUGUGUUGCGCAUGAAUUAGCUUACGGUGAGGGAGAUUUCUGCAUCAUCUGCCGCCCUCGCUCACAAUCUCACUUACAAGGCCUCGACGUUAAGGUGGUGUGGGUGUGGCCGGAGGUAGCCGCCACUGCAGUGGCCGGCAGAGCGGAGCAGAACAUCUACGCGCGCCGUACACGCGCUAGCCCUAGCUUCGUGGGCCAGGUUUCUGUGGGGACCUCCCGACCCUCAACCUGAUGAGACUGUCAUAAAGACCACCUUAAAAGAAGCCAUUGUGCCCCGGCCCUCAGUCUCAAAAAGGGCCGAAUUAUAUCGUGCAAGCGUUUAGCACGUCGUGAUAGUUUCAAACUGGGUCAGACCGUUCCUGUUAAGGAAGUGUGCUAGUUUGACGUAUUGGCGGGUUCUCUGGAGUCGGCCGCAUUUUUUCUUCCGAGUCCAUUAAUUAGCCUGUAACUGAGGAACGUGCAGUGGCCAAAGUGGAGUGAAGGUCGUCUAAGCCGUGUCAAACGCCUGCACGGCAGUAGUUAUGAGCGCGCGCGCGGUCCCUGCACUGCCAAAUUAACGCGCAUCGCGAUUCUACCUGACCCUCACUUGGGUUUAGCGCAUUUGCAGCACAGUUGGUUGUCGGCUACAAGUAUUAACUAAGAGUUCAAGCACGUGUUUUGUUAAUAUUAUUGUAAUAGACUUAUCAGUACGAUCUCUGUCGCCGACUAGCUUUUCAUCACGCCCCAACGCUUGUGCACAUACCAUACAGCCUAUAGUCAUGCCCGUCGCGCACUGCAUCCCGAUUCUUGCGAUGCUUAUGAGCAGAACGACUAGGGGAGGCUUUGACGCUUGUUAUCCACAGCAAUCCUAAUGCUCCGGCUCCUAUAUAUGCCUUAUUUCAGCCGUUUGUGCGCCCUCCUUGUUAGAGAGUGUCCGCCCAAGUCCACCACCGUGAGAUGAGAUGUAAGAACGCGUUACUAUGGUGGAGUCUUGAAGAAGGACACACGAUCGCUGGGACAAGGGCUUUAUUAGCCUCAAGUUUCGGGUUCCUGCUUGAACCCAUCAUCAGAGACAAAAGCAGAUAGGCGUGAUUCAUGCACAAGGCGCUGCAGUAUUUGCAGGAUGCAGUCGUCAUGCUACUGCAUACCUAUGAAUAUUCACGUCAGGCUAAUAAAGCUCUUGUCCCAGCGAUCGUAUCUCCUUCUUCAAGACUGCUUUCUGGGACCCCCCUCUUCGCUUCUAUUGUCGUGGAGUCUGCCUGUAAAUUUAACUAAUCUUCGUUCUUAGACAAGUUUACAUUUGCUCUACUCCGUACUUCGUAUGCGUCUCUGCCGUGGAUGCAUAGUUAAGGAACUUCUAUUUUAAAAGUUCUCUUUAUUUCCGCCUACAAACAUCCCGCCUUUUGGGCCCUAAAUUUUGUUUCUCAUUGAUGUUGGGUUUCCAACUGACUGGUCGAAUUCUGUCCCAUCAUGAAAAACAAACGCAAUUGAGAAUGGAGAGAAAGCGUCGCGUCUGACGCGUGUACCACGCCGAAUCACUUUUUCUACCGGUCGUAGCCUGCCUUGAGCAACUGCCCAUAGCAUUGUGCGCCGCCGCAUGACGGUUAGGUGAUCGUGACGGCGCACGUUUGCACGCAUGUGUGGACUGGUGAAAAAUGACAUCGCUUUAGCCUGCCAGUCCGCACUUCGUCUGAANCACAGCCCCUUUGUCUGAAUGACCGUUGGCCCACGAUAUACUACUGGCUGCACAUACAGUCUAAUGCAAUGGGAUAAGCAGACAUUCUGCCAACAUUUUCGACCCUGGGUCACUGUUAGCUCUGACGCGUAGAGUCCGCGGCGUACGGAAGGCCGGAUCUCAGGUGUAGUGAGAUAAUUAAAAAUAAUCAAGUCAGAAGGGCAUAUCCACAUCUUCUUGACGGGUAUUUUUAACAAAAUUUGACUGCCCGCUUUGGACGCGAGUACACCUUCUCGGCAACAUCUUCACCACUUUACAGACCUGGCCAAUGCAGUAGUUAGAGUCCGAGGAAUCAUUCUGAAAUAUCUGAUCCAAACGCAAGCCUCUAGAAAUGGAUCCAGACUUGACCACCUAUCAAGAAACCAUAUGUUACCCCUCCAGUCAAGGUCACUUUUGCUGCAUCCUCCCAGUGCUUUCCGUUGCAAAGAAUUCGGACCAUCAACCAUGUUUGACUUCACUAAAUAAUUCUUCCCUCUCUCCACCUCAUCCUUCCCAUAAAGGUCGUUGACUGUUGUUUUGAUCUCUGCGGAACGCCCGAUCUCGAGUCAAUGAUCGCGUUUUGCGAGGUUUUCUACGACUGGCUGGCCCUCGACCCUCGACACACCAUACUCUUCCACGCGGAGAGCGCCGCAGCUCUUCAACGGCUUCUCAUUCUCCUGUAUUCUUAUGCCUGCUUCUGCGACUCCAUGGAACGGUAG